UGUUUAUGAUUGAAAAAAGAACUAGAUUAUCAAAAUUCUUUCGGCCAUUCUAUGACGAUAAAUGAAUGGUUUUAUCAUUGAUAGUGUUUUGUUUUUCUUUUUCAUUUUGAUGACAUCCAAUCAAUCCAAUCAAUCUCAAAUAAAUUUUUAUUUUUAUUAUUAUUAAUCACGAAAUAGUGACGCCAUACCUAAAGAACAAACUAUUCUUGGGUAGGGCCGUUUUUUGCCAUUUAUUCAUCAUGAAUCGAAUCGAAUCGAAUGAUCUAUAGACAAACAGAGAAUGUUUCUCAUAUUACUUCAUUUGAAUAAAUUAAGAUUAUGUUGUUUUUUUUCCAUUUUAUUCUUCCAUUUUCUUUUUUUUUCUUUUGAUUGACAUUAUCUUGAAAUGAUCUGAUCGUUGUCAUCGUAGUCGUCGCCACUAUUGCGCCAACUAGAAUAAUAUUUAUUGAUCACAAAAAUUGUGCGCAAAUGUCAAAUCAUCGAAAAACUAUAAUCUUCGUUCUUGGUGGCCAUCCUCAUCACCAUCGUCGUCGUUGUCGUCGAAAUGACAACCAGUCACCAUCAUCAUCAUCAAAGUGAAAAUAAAAAAAAACUUGGUCGUCCUCAUGGUAACCACCGUAUAUUUUUUUCUAUUUUUUCCUUGGAACCUUUAUUGAUUGAAAUUUUUCAUAUUGUCAUCGGCGACUGCCACUAACGUCAUAACAAUCCACUGCAUGCAAUUUUGUAUAAUGAUCCUUUGAACAUUUAACACAGUUAAGCAAAAGAGAGAGAAAGUAAAAAAACCAGUCUAUCCAUUCUUCAUUCGAAUAACGUUGUUGUUUGUUAGUAUGACAAUCGUCACUUUUUAAAAAUAGAUUAUAGAUUAAUAUAAUUUAUUUACCAAAAACGAUUCUUUGCAUGAUUUCCUUUCGUAUACUUCUUAUUAAUUAGUCAUCUAUAAUAUAUUGAGAAUAAUAAUGCUAAUUUGACAAUAUGAAGUGUCUAGUGUUUCAGCCAAAUAACUGUGCUAUCGAAAUUAUUCUUCACCAUAGAGCUUAUGGUCAAGAUUGUUUAAUUAAGGUUUGUAAUUUACUUGAUGUUAUUGAGAUCAAUUUUUUUGGUCUACAAUAUUAUCGUAAUGGUCAACCAUAUUGGUUAGUGUUACGCAAAAGAAUCAAUCAACAGAUGAACGUACGGAUGAAAACGAUUCGAUUAUAUCUUAAAGUCAAAUUCUAUGUUCUUCCACAUCAUAUUCAACAGAAUGCAACCAAGCAUCAAUUCUAUCUGAAUAUAUGUCAUUAUUUGGAAACAAAAGUAUUGAAAAUUGAUCCCGAAAAACGAGCUAAAUUGAUUGCUCUAAUUGCCCAAAUUGAAUAUGGCGAUUUUAAUGAAGAAUCAUAUGAUCUCAAAAUACUUUAUUCAAAAUGGAUUUCAAUCCUAUAUCAUUUGGAACAGAUAAAACGAAUACCGAAUCCAAAUCGAUCAUUGAAUAAUGUUAAAUAUCGACCAACAAAUUGUGAUAUACUGGACUAUGGAAGCAAUUAUAAUAUUCCAUUAACAGUGUCGAAAUCAAAAACAAUGGCUAGUGAUCAACAACGACAUUGUGAUUCAAUACAACAGAUUAUAUUCUGGCACCAAAGAUUUCUAGGAUAUUCUUCAAAUCAUGCUAAAAGUUUAUUCCUAAAAGAAGCUUUAGAAAUUGAUGAUCUUGGCGUUGAUUAUUUUACCGUAACAUCAAAUAAGAAAAAUUUUCGUGUUGGUAUCGGACCACGUGGCAUAACUAUAAGUUCAAAUAAUAACGAUAUAAAACUGAUAACGUAUAAUAAAUUGAAAGAGAUUCAUCAUCAAAAAUCAAGCCAUUUAUUAAAUUAUAGUUUCAUCAUAACAAUCAAUUAUAGUGAUGAAACUAAUCUAACUACUGAGCAAAAAUUUCGUAUCUAUUCUGAAAAGGACUAUUAUCAAUUCUAUCGUUUAUUGGCUGAAAAACGAGCUUUCUAUAGUCUUCCAAUGAUCGAUCAAACUAUCGUACCAAGUCGAUUUAAUUCUAAUUUCUCAUUUCUAAAUGAUCUAAUGCAAACAAUAUCAACGCCAUCGUUAUUGAAUAUUGCAACAUCAAAAUCAUCAACAAUAGUCAAUAAAAAAUCCUACGUAUUUGAUGUUGAUAAAACAUUGAAACAAUUCUAUGAUGAUAUACGACGUUAUAUCUAUCAUUUUAAUAAACAUUUUGAUAAUGUUAUGCUAAAAAACUAUCAGAAUGCCGUAUUAGUUCAAGAUUCUAUCAUUCAUCAUCAUCAUCAUCAUCAUUAUUAUCCUAAUCAACAAGAACAUUAUGAUAAUUCGGAAAUAAUGGAUAACAAUAAAUCAUUAUGCAAAAUAUGUUUGAAUGACCAAAUAUGUAUGGCAUUCAUACCAUGUGGCCAUACAUCAUGUGAACAUUGCUGCCUGAAUAUUAAGAAUGAUGUUUGUCCAUUUUGUAAAUGUGAAAUGAAAUCAAAGCAAAAAAUUUUCCUUUAAAAAUUUUAUGUUUGUGUUUGAUCUUAUCGAU
This is a messenger RNA of Dermatophagoides farinae (American house dust mite), 2524 nucleotides long. RefSeq names its product E3 ubiquitin-protein ligase MYLIP. Gene Ontology annotation, molecular function: ubiquitin-protein transferase activity. Gene Ontology annotation, cellular component: cytoskeleton. Lineage: Eukaryota; Metazoa; Arthropoda; Arachnida; Sarcoptiformes; Pyroglyphidae. The record is from RefSeq and is a predicted model, not a curated record. Gene Ontology annotation, biological process: ubiquitin-dependent protein catabolic process.